AACAGCAUCUGCAUGGACAUCACACACACACACACAUUGCACACAGACAAGCGAUGAGAUGAGCAAUAUGUUCGUGACCGAACGUUUGUUGAUGAUGAUUGCGGCGUGCGUGUGUAUGCUGAUCAGCUGCUGUUGCUGUUUUUCUCUCUCGAGUCCAUCGCCGUCGACACGACGUCAACAUCAACGUGAACCAUCGCGACGCUCUGUGCGCUGGUGUGCCUGUCAUGAUCAUUACGCCUCUCAUCACGUGCUAGACACAACACUCUCACAACAACAUAUAUGUUCAUGUAACGUGGGCCCAAAUCCGCUGGGGAAUCCCCGACACCAACACCAACGCCCUCCCCCCAUCCUUCCUUGUCCGCCCAGCUGCAAUCCUACGUGCCUGCCCCUGAAGAUCGCAAGAAGGAAUAUUGGUAUGUGACGAUGGGAGAGAGCAAGCAAUAGGUCGCUGUGUCCCGAUCCGGCAAUCCCACUUCCUACUCUCCCACGCGAACACCUCGAAGACCCCAAACAAAAGAUGGUGCUGUAGUCAUCAUCAAUUGCCGUCAACCGAAACCAUCGAGA
Dissoconium aciculare CBS 342.82 is the source of this 564-nucleotide messenger RNA. RefSeq lists its product as uncharacterized. Lineage: Eukaryota; Fungi; Ascomycota; Dothideomycetes; Mycosphaerellales; Dissoconiaceae. The transcript has a single exon. The record is from RefSeq and is a predicted model, not a curated record. The coding region runs from base 59 to 421 and encodes 120 amino acids.